GUCGUCCCCCGCUGUCCGCGCACCGUCACAGGUCAGGGGGGCGGCCCGUUGCCACGGUGACGUAAACAAAGAGAGACCUCCGCGCGUCACGGGCUGCAGCGGCACCGCGCAGCGGGAUCAGGUGAAGCGCUCUCUGUACGGUUACCACGGCAACAGUGUAAACACCGCGUGCGGCUCGGAGCGGCAUGUCCUCUGCAGGAUGUCCCCGGAGGACAGGACUGCCGAGGGAGGUCGUGAAGUGGCUCCAGAGCCUCGAGCUCUCCCUCCAUCCGAAGAACGUGCGCAGAGAUCUUUCCAACGGUUACCUUGUGGCAGAGAUAUUGUCUCGUUAUUAUUCCCGUGACUUUGUGGUGCAUUCGUACGACAGAGGAUCAUCCCUCGCUGCCAAACAGGGGAACUGGAGCCAAAUAGAGAAGUCUUUACGGAAGCUCAGUCUGACCUUGACGAAAGAGACAGUGGACGGAAUCAUUCACUGCAAACCGGGAGCAGCCGAGCUGCUGGUGCAGGAGUUUUACUCCAUUUUAACUCACCGGAGCAUCGGACACGUCGAGGCCCCGCAGCAGCUCCACAGCCUCCGAGGCCUCCAUGAACAACCUGAAGGUAACGGAGGUCCUGGAGCAGCCCGACGUCACCUCCAAGGAGAGGAAGGCUUGAGUCGUCCUGCAGGCACCUGGAGCACCAGCGUCUUUUUGUACCAGCAGGUGGCAGCAUUGAGUCACCAGCCCAGCUCAGUGGUUCGGACAGAAAUCCAUUGAUAAAAAGAGAACAUGAAGCGGUGUGUCCUGCAGCAGUGGACUGGACUUACUGUUCAUCCAUUUGCACAUUAAUGCUAUUUCUGAUUUCCUUCAGUUACUUAUUAAAACAUUUUUCCAGAUUUUCUUGCCCAUUUAAUCAUUGUGAGUCAGAAACAGGAGACUUAUUCUACCCACGAUUGAUGAUUUUUUUCUGCAUGCUUGUUCAAAUUUAAAUUAGUAAUAGUAUUGUUUUAUGCUUUUUCUUUUUAGAUUUAAAAGGCAAAGCAAUCUACAAAUUGAAGUAAACCAACACAAAUCAACUGCAUCAAAUUCACUGUAUAACAACAGGAGAUUAUUUAUUCCUGGUACUGGUCAAGCAGCAUUAACAGUCAGUGACAUAUUCGUGACUCUGUCAUUAAUUUGCUUCAUUGUUACUGCUGUUAAUGCAUUAAACACAACAAGCACAUCAGAAACAAAUUAUGUAGAAACCAGCAAUGUGCAAUGUCAUUACCUGAAAUGCAAGUAAAGCAAAGGACAUAACAGAACUUUCAUUCUAAUUUAAACCACAAUAAAUCUUUGAA
Molecule: messenger RNA, 1315 nt
Organism: Pungitius pungitius (ninespine stickleback)
Lineage: Eukaryota; Metazoa; Chordata; Actinopteri; Perciformes; Gasterosteidae
Gene: spata4
Product: spermatogenesis associated 4
Exons: 5
Coding region: 186-755 (189 amino acids)
Biological process (GO): regulation of cytoskeleton organization
Cellular component (GO): axoneme
Molecular function (GO): microtubule binding
Source: RefSeq, a predicted model, not a curated record